AUGUUGCAAUUGUUAUUAGUAUUCCCGUUGUUUAUUUCUUUGGCUCACUCUUCUUUCAAGGUUGACUUUGAUGUACGUCAACAACAGCCACCAGUACUGCGCUUAUCUAAAAGACUUGAACCUUUAGUUCUUGCAAAUAAGCAAAAUAUUUAUACCACAGACUUGAGAAUUGGUUCAAAAGAAGAAAAUGUUACUGUAUUUGUUGAUACUGGAUCGUCUGACUUAUGGGUUAUGGGCAGUUCUGUCCAAUGUUUCAGUGUUAACGACUUCCAUGCUAAUAGAACAGAAUCAAUUCCUGAUGUUUUUGAUGAUGUUGAUGCUGCUUAUCCUUGUACCGCCAAUGGAACAUUCAAUUCCGAUGAAUCCAAGACUUACCAUGGUUCAUGGCAUGAAUUUGUUAUUGGAUAUACUGAUGGUUCGGCUGCAACUGGUAUAUGGGGUAGGGAUGAUGUUAAAUUUGGAAAUACCACCAUAAAAGACUUGCGUUUUGCUGUUGCUUAUCAAUCAAGUGUUUCCGAUGGUAUUUUGGGUCUUGGAAUCCCAAAUGGUUAUGAUAAUUUCCCAGUAGAAUUACGAAAACAAAAAUAUAUCAAAAGGGCUGCCUACUCAGUUUACUUGAAUUCAGCAGAUGCAACUAAUGGAAGCAUCCUUUUUGGUGCAAUUGAUCACAAGAAAUACGAGGGUACAUUAACUACUGUUUCAUUGACUCAAGAUAAACAUUUUACAAUCAAUGUGACUUAUCAAGGUGAUAACUACCCAAUUCUUUUAGAUACCGGGUCCACAUUUUCUAUCUUGCCAGAUGACUGGGUCCGUGAAUAUGCUGCUGCUUUGAAUGGGACAUAUGAUUCCGAUGAACUUGUUUAUGAGAUCGAUUGUGAUAGUACUGGACAUGCAUUUUGA
Candida tropicalis MYA-3404 is the source of this 900-nucleotide messenger RNA. RefSeq names its product aspartyl protease SAP10 (gene SAP10). The transcript has a single exon. Gene Ontology annotation, molecular function: aspartic-type endopeptidase activity. The record is from RefSeq and is a predicted model, not a curated record. Bases 1 to 900 code for a protein of 299 amino acids. Lineage: Eukaryota; Fungi; Ascomycota; Pichiomycetes; Serinales; Debaryomycetaceae. Gene Ontology annotation, biological process: proteolysis.